Messenger RNA from Cryptomeria japonica (Japanese cedar), 825 nucleotides. RefSeq names its product (Iso)eugenol O-methyltransferase-like. NCBI's taxonomy places the organism in Eukaryota, Viridiplantae, Streptophyta, Pinopsida, Cupressales, Cupressaceae. The record is from RefSeq and is a predicted model, not a curated record. The coding region runs from base 1 to 825 and encodes 274 amino acids. Gene Ontology annotation, molecular function: O-methyltransferase activity; protein dimerization activity; S-adenosylmethionine-dependent methyltransferase activity. Gene Ontology annotation, biological process: methylation. The transcript has 2 exons.
AUGGCUGCUCCUACUGCAAUUUCAAUUCCCCAGCCCACCCACAUUUCUAGUAGUGAAGAAGCCCAGCCCGAAGCUUUGUUAUCUAAGCUAAAACUGUAUGACAUAAUGCUAGGCUCAGCGAAGCCCAUGGGUCUCAGAGCUGCUGUUUUGCUGAAUAUUCCGGACAUAAUUGCCCAGGCCUCAGGCUCUCUUACCCUAGAAGAAAUUGCUGCCCAUAUUUCAGCCUCCACUGAAAGCCCACCUCACAUAGAAUAUCUGUUUCGUCUUCUGAGAUUUCUAGCCUCCCACCAAAUCUUUAGUGAGAUCCCGCAUCAGGAGGACUUCAAGCAAUCUAGAUAUGGCCUUACAGGCCUUUCAAAAUUGCUUGUUAAAGAAACAAGUGAAGGUGGUGUUUCCAUGCAAAAUUAUGUUCCAUUUUUGUUGGGAGCCACCAGCAAUCUUCCCUUCCAAGGAUGGCUGCAUCUGCAUGAGUCUGUGUUAGAAGGUGGCAGCGCCUUCGAUAAGGCUUUUGGUAUGAGUGCUUGGGACUACGCUGCAAACAAUCCUGAAGCGAACAAGACAUUUAACGAGGGAAUGUCUUGUGACACUCGUGCUGUCAUGGCGUCUGUUGUGAAGGUUUAUGAGGAGGGAUUUAAGAAGAUAACUUCUUUGGUUGAUGUUGCGGGAGGUGUGGGAUCUGCCCUGUCUAUCAUUGUGGACAAUUACAAGCACAUUAGAGGAAUUAAUUUUGAUCUUCCUCGUGUCAUCGCUACUGCACCUCCUAUUCCUGGAGUAGAGCAUGUGAGUGGCAACAUGUUUCAGCAUAUUCCUUGUAUAUUAUGGUGA